This is a messenger RNA of Parathielavia appendiculata, 2853 nucleotides long. RefSeq names its product subtilisin-like protein. Bases 286 to 2694 code for a protein of 802 amino acids. The record is from RefSeq and is a predicted model, not a curated record. Lineage: Eukaryota; Fungi; Ascomycota; Sordariomycetes; Sordariales; Chaetomiaceae. Gene Ontology annotation, molecular function: serine-type endopeptidase activity. Gene Ontology annotation, biological process: proteolysis. The transcript has 2 exons.
CUCAAAUCGGGUUAGAUUUGCCCAGCCGCUUCCACCACCUAUAUCGAUACGAAGAGUCCCAGGUUCCUGAACCACCCAGCACGUGGAUCUCGACAACAUGUCACCGCGCUAGCAAAUGUGGCUGAAGGCUAAUGCGAGCUCUACGCUAACCGUCGGAUGAUCCGAUCGGGUCGAUGAUGUGCAAGAUCGUUGCAUAAGAAGCAGAGAGGGGCCCUUCCUGGGCAUCGGAUCUGGCUAUCUCCUGGAGGUCUCUAACUCUUGUCACUCGCUUCUGGGAACGGAGAGAUGAAGAUACCAGUGGUUCAAGCAGUGCUCUUCAAUGCCUUUGGUGCACUCUCGCUGUGGGCUUCCGCUGGUUAUGCCCAACAGCAGGAUCAGCUCCGGAUCGCUCUGAAACUCAGUCCGGAAGCGCAUCAGAAACAACAAGCCGACCCCAACUUCAUCACAACUCUAUUUCAGAGAACGGAACCUCAAGAGUUUUCCGCGGCUCCUCAGGUCACAGUCAAUCCACUCAUCGGAGCGCAGCGCUCGGCCAACAUUUCCGCCAGGUUUGCGCUUGCUGGCAAGCGGGAUGCUGCGCCCAACUUCGACGUUUGGUAUCAGGUUCAACUUGGAUCCGGGUCGGCUGAGAAGACUCGACGCGGCGCUCAGGCUCAGAAUGCCACGGCCGAAGCCGCCAUGCCGCAGCACAUUGUUGACUUGAUCCGCGAGCUCAUCCAACAACGUGAGGUCGAGAGCGCUCACCCACUUUUAGCCGCCCCGCCCCCUUCGCUUGGAGCCAGGGCGGUUGAUGCCCUCGAUGAUCCGCGCAGCCCAAAUCAGGGGUACCUGAACCCGGCCCCACAGGGCAUCGAUGCGCGCUACGGCUGGGCUUUCCCUGGCGGUGAUGGUACUGGUGUGAACAUUGUGGACAUGGAGCAGGGUUGGAACCUCAAUCAUGAGGACUUGGUAGCCGCUGGCAUUACCAUGAUUUCCGGCUGGAAUAAGGACAGGUAUGGAUUUGCGCACGGCACCUCGGUUAUGGGCGAAAUGCUCAUGGCGGACAACCAGAUGGGCGGCGUCGGCAUUGUGCCCGGUGCCAAGGGCAGGGUCAUCUCGCAGUGGCGUGACGAAUAUUAUGCCAACACGCCAGAUGCCAUCCUCGACGCCGCUGCCCACAUGAGCUUUGGAGACAUUCUGCUGCUCGAAGCACAAGAAUUGGACCCGACGGGCGAAUUCGGUUACAUGCCUGUCGAGGUCUUCGAUGCCACCUUUGAAGCCAUCCGGGUUGCGACGUCUCUCGGAAUUAUUGUCGUGGAGGCCGGCGCAAACGGCUACCGGGACCUCGACGCGUACGUAAGCAUCUCGGGGAAGAGCAUUUUCAACCGCUCCAGCCCUGAUUACCGCGAGUCUGGCGCCAUCAUGGUGGGCGGUGGCACUGCUGGGGUCCCCCAUUACCGCUGGUAUGCUUCCAGCCACGGUUCGCGGAUUGAUGUCCAUGCCUGGGCUGAGUACGUCGACACGGCGGACUCGGAUUGGUAUGGUACCGAGAACACCUUGUAUACCUGCUGUUUCGGCGGCACAUCCGGCGCAUCCCCUAUCAUUGUCGGCGCCGCAGCAAUCCUCCAGGGCAUCUCCUUCGCAACCCGGGGCGUCAAGAUCGGUCCCUUGGAGAUGCGCGACAUGCUCAAGAUCAACGGAACUCCGAGCGGCGACCCUGCCUCUGACCGCAUCGGCGUCAUGCCCAAUCUCAAGGGCAUCAUCGACACCGUCUUCCACAACAACACCGGCGGUGGACAACCCGACAUCUACAUCCGCGACUAUGUCGGCGACACGGGCGACGCCACAUCCGGCGGCGUGUCCUCCAGCCCAGACAUCAUCGUCCGCCAGCAGCCCAUCGCCAACCCGGACGCCGCCCUCGGCUCCGGCAGCGGCACCGAGAGCAACCCUGCCCUCUCGCAACCCGUCGUCUCCGGCCAAGACCACUCGAUCUACGUCCGCAUCCAGAACCGCGGCACUGGCGCCGCCUCCUCCGCCAACGUCACCGUCCACUGGUCCGAGCCCGCUACCCUGGUAACCCCCAACCUCUGGACCGAGAUCGGCACCGUGAGCCUCCCGGCCAUCCCGACCGGCAACACCCUCACCGUCUCCCCGCGCCUGGCCUGGCCCGCCGACAAAGUCCCGGCGUCAGGCCACUACUGCUUCGUCGCGCUGGCGGGUACAGACCGCGACCCGACCCCAACCGUGCCCAACACCUUCCCGGACUUUGUCAAGUUCGUCAGCGAGAACAAUAACGCCGCCUGGCGCAACUUCAACGUCAUCCCGCCUGCGGCUGGCGGCGGGUGGCACAAGCUGCCCGUGACGGUGCCUGGCGCGUUUGACAGCGCCAGGGAGUUUGUCCUGAAGACGGUGGGUAACUUGCCGCAGCAUGCCAAGGUCAGGUUGCACGUACCCAAGGAGUUUGCGCAGCGCAUGGGCAUCAAGGGGUGCAAUAAGGGGGAUAAGGUUGUCGUGGCGUUGAAGCCUGGGGAGACGGUGCAGGUCGGCGUGGGCGUGCUGGAGGCAGGCAGCUUCGCGAAGUUGGAGCUGCAGGUGCAAACGCAUGGGGCGGAGGAGGGAUCUGAGUUUGCGCUAGUGCAGGAGUGGAUUGGGGCGUUCGAGGCGGUUGAGGUUGGGAGGGUAACGUGGCGGUUUGGGCAGGUUGCGGAACUGUAAGCGGGGGACGUGGAAAGGGGUAAUGGGGAGGUGGAUGAGGUUGGGCUUGGAUAGACUGAUUACAUAGAGAGGGGAUCCCGCGCUCUGGAGUACCUGUUGAUAUGGUUUUGGUUUAGUUCGGCAGCGUCUUAUGUCGCGAUAACAAGGAACAUCAUCGAC